Molecule: messenger RNA, 8611 nt
Organism: Gallus gallus (chicken)
Lineage: Eukaryota; Metazoa; Chordata; Aves; Galliformes; Phasianidae
Gene: ONECUT3
Product: one cut homeobox 3
Exons: 2
Coding region: 49-1374 (441 amino acids)
Biological process (GO): regulation of transcription by RNA polymerase II
Cellular component (GO): nucleus
Molecular function (GO): DNA-binding transcription factor activity, RNA polymerase II-specific; RNA polymerase II cis-regulatory region sequence-specific DNA binding
Source: RefSeq, a predicted model, not a curated record
GGGGUGGGGGAGGAAGGCAGCGAGCGAACAGGCAGCGGCAGAGCCACCAUGGAGCUGGCGAUGGAGAACCUGGGCAGCCUGCACGGCGUCCCGCACUCGCAGCCCGCGGAGCUGCUGAGCCCCGCACACGGGAGGCAGAGCUCGCACCGCAACCUGGUCCCGCACGGGCGGCCGGCCAUGGUGUCGGGUAUGGCAUCCAUCCUGGAAGGGGGGGAUUACCGCGCCGAGCACAGCCUGGCGGCCCCGCUGCACCCGGCCAUGAGCAUGUCCUGCGAAUCGCCGUCCGGGAUGAGCCUGAGCAGCACCUACACCACGCUCACCCCCCUGCAGCACCUGCCGCCCAUCUCCACCGUGUCCGAGAAGUUCCACCACCCGCACCACCACCACCACCACCACCACCACCCGCACCAACGCCUGGCCGGCAACGUGAGCGGCAGCUUCACGCUGAUGAGGGACGAACGCAGCCUCGCCUCCAUGGGCAACCUCUACAGCCACUACCCCAAGGACAUGCCGGCUAUGGGGCAGCCCCUCUCUCCUCUCCCCAACGGGCUGGGCAGCCUGCACAACGCUCAGCAACCUCUGACUCCGUACGGUCCCGGCGGCCACUUGCCCAACGACAAGAUGCUGUCGCCCAACGGCUUCGAUUCUCACGCCGCGAUGCUGUCCCGGGGCGAGGAGCACCUGGCCAGGGGGUUGGGGGCCCCCAGCUCGGCCAUGAUGCCGCCCCUCAACGGGAUGCACCCGCACGGCCACCCGCACCCCCAAGCCGGCGGCUCUCUGCUGGCAGAAAGGGAUCGCCAGGCCUCGGCCAGCGGGUCUCAGAGCGGAGGAUCGGGGCAGGUGGAGGAGAUCAACACCAAAGAGGUGGCACAAAGGAUCACGGCCGAGCUGAAGCGUUACAGCAUCCCGCAGGCGAUCUUCGCGCAGAGGAUCUUGUGCCGUUCGCAGGGGACCCUCUCGGAUCUGCUGCGGAACCCAAAGCCGUGGAGUAAGCUCAAGUCGGGCCGGGAGACUUUCCGGAGGAUGUGGAAAUGGUUGCAGGAACCCGAAUUUCAGAGGAUGUCUGCGCUCAGGCUCGCAGCUUGCAAACGCAAAGAGCAAGAGCAGCAGAAAGACAGGAGCCUGCAGCCCAAGAAGCAGCGGCUGGUCUUCACGGACCUCCAGCGCCGCACCCUGAUCGCCAUCUUCAAGGAGAACAAGCGCCCGUCCAAGGAGAUGCAGAUGACCAUCUCACAGCAGCUGGGCUUGGAGCUCAACACCGUCAGCAACUUCUUCAUGAACGCCCGCCGGCGGUGUAUGAACCGCUGGCAGGAGGAGCCAGGCACCAACCCCGGGGUCCCCUCUUCUUCUACAAGCACUUUCUCCAAAGCAUGAUGUCCCCCAGCCCUCCCUGCCCCUUCCUGGACAUCCUCCUCAUGACAAAGCCAACUCAGCCUCGUGCGCAUGCCCCAUUUGGGGUGGGUGCUUUUGGGCACUGCGAGUCCCCCACCUUGAACUGGUGUCGUGUCCUGCUGUCACCUCCAUCCAGCUUGAGGAGCUGGGAUGGGGGUUGCAGCUGGGCUGGCUCCUUCCCGUGGAGGGCUCUGAGGAAACCCCCAUGAAGUGUGGGAUGUGGGGUGGAGGAGAGGGAAAGGAGUUGCUUGGGGAUACCUCACAAAGCUUGUAUUCACACCCCCUGCCAGAGUCCAGUCUUUGGGGACUGGGGCACCCUGUCCCCUCCUGUGCACCCCACAACUUCUGCCUCCACCACAACCACCCUUGCAGCUCCCACAGUUUUGGGAUAAAGACGGAGGAGGAAAUGCAGGAGGUGAAGUUGUGGGGCUGGUCUCUGGUACAACCCCAGCUUUCUGAGGCUGAAAUCCCCAUUAUUUAAAGGGGAGCAAGCAGGGAAAACACUCUCUGGGUGCCUGAAGGUGACCCCAGGUCUCUGCUUGCUGAAGCUUUUUGCUCCCCUGAGGCACAGCAGGUUUUCCCAAAGCAGCUGGACCCUCUUCGCCAUUGACACAGAGGUGCUCCUCUCCCUUGAAGCUGUUGGAAACCCAACCAAGGGCAGCCCCACAACCUUCCUCUAUGGGCACCGUCCUCGUCCCCCGGAGACCCCCGGGAGCACCCACCCCACCAGACCCCCUGCACACCCCAACCCAUCCUUGGGUCCCCCCAAGUGGCUCCGAGCAUUCCCAGCGUCACGGCGGCCGCUCCACCUCGCGCCCACGCAGGUCAAGAAGCACAUUUUAGCUACAGAAAUCGGGUAUUUAAAAAUAUGAAUUGUUUGAGAGGAGAUGGGAGGAGAGACUUGGAGCGAAGAAUCGCGUCUUUCCUGGCAACCGACUUGGGGCCGGGCUGGCUCCAGCAUUCGCCACUGGAUUCCUGGUUCACUUUUGGGUUGAGGAAUGAACUCAGACAAAGCAGUUUUGUUGGCUUUGUGUCUUGCCCCGUCCUCCCCUCCACACGCACUCUUGCCCUGACUUGUCUUCAUCUCUGUUACCAAAGAAAUUGCAAAACCAAAAACCAAACCAAAUCCCUCCCGGGAGGCAGCGUCAGAGUGUAGCAGACAAGGAAAAUCCCACGGACCUGGUUGCGAAAUGCUGUGUGUGAGAAGGGGAAAACUCUCUGAUGAGCUCGAAAGGGAAAGAAAAAAAACCAACUAAACCCCAAUGGGAUAACAACAGAAACUACAACCAAGCAAGCUCAACGCAAAGACCGGCAAAUUUACAAAACAAAAAAAAAAGCAAAUGACAAGAUUUUUUUUUCUUUUUUUUUUCUUUUUUUUUCUUUUUUUUUUUUUUUUUUUUGUGCCAAUUAACAACCUGCCUUAACCAAUUCUGGAGCAGUGGUACUAGCUUCAAAAUGAUCGUUCCCUCCAAGCUCUCGAUGGUGACUUGUGCCAUAUGAAAAGCAAUCACAAGGCCAAACCCUUGCAUUCGGACAUCGCCCUGGCCCCGCAGGCUCCGUGUUGUCCUAGGGGAUCGGAGGGGCUGUGGGGACUGUGAAGGGCUGAGGGAGGCUUGGGGGUGGAGGGGAAGGCCAGGUCCCCCAUGCCAGCCCCAUCACUUGGGGAGAAAGAAAAAUCCUCCAAAGCCAAUCCCCCAAAAACCAAAAUAAUAAUAAUAAUAAUAAUGGGACACUAUUGAAUUUAUGCGGGUAAAAUAGUACCAUCUGUGUUCUAGCGCUAUGGUUUCUUCGAUUCACUUUACUUUGAGAGCGAUCUGUUGUGUAACAGGAAGGCACCUUGUUGAAAGGAAGGAAAAACGGAAAGAAAAAAAAAGUGUCUGUGUACACCAAAAAAAGAAACAAACAAAAAACAAACAAAAAACAACAAAGAAAAGCACCCAACAAGAAAAAAGAAAGAAAGAAAGAAAGGACAAAAGAAUGAAAGAGAGAAAGGAAAAACCCUACAAGCAAAGCCCUGACCCACCACAGGGUUUGGGAAUGAAUUCUGGGACAGAUUUACCAAAGAGCUGAUGGGGUGGGUGGGAGGUGGGGGCCAGCGUGGGCAUGGCCUCACACACCGACCCCAACCAUUGCCAGGGGGAGCGGAUGGGCGAGAGGGAGGAAGAUGGGCCGGGAAGGGGCAGGUGCCAACCAGAACCCGAAAAGCACGGUGAAGCGAAGCUCACCCCCCAUAAUCCGCUCCCCACCGCUGGCAUUCCCCUGACGUUGUUUCUUCUUGUCUUGUCGUGAUGUGGUGACGAUGGGGUGUCGGCAUUCCUGAACCCCAUCGGGUAGUAUUCAAGGGCUGAAAAGCCAGGAAGGGGGCCUUGGUUUGGGAAGUGAAAAACACGCAGAAACAAAACAAAACAAAAUGAAAAAAAAUAAGGGAAAAAAAAAAAAGGAAAACAAACAAACAAAAAUAUACCAAAAAAAGAAAAAAAAAGAAAAAAGAAAAAAAAAAAAAGUAAAUGCCACAGGCCCUCAAGGAUGCAAAGACAUUUCUAGUGAGAACCCGAGAAUAAAGGCUACCUCACUUGAGUUUUCAAUUUUCGUGAUUUGAAAAUCACGUCUGAUACCAAAGAUUUUGUUGCCUUGUCUGGUCUGUGCUGGCAGCGCCGCUUUCCCUGCGCCCCGUGAGUCCCCCCGAGAGCGAGAGAAGGCGAGCGAGCAUCCCCGGGAUGGCAGCGUGGUCGAUGAGUGCCUUUUUCUUGUACCAAAGGUGUGUGGCCAUUUCUUUGCUCCUCCGCUUUUUUUCUUUUAGUUCUGUCCUGAAGAUUCACUGUUACCUCAGCUCUCUGAACGGAUUCUGGCAACUCUUGUAGUCUUUGGGUGUUGGGAUGGAGAAAACAGAAAGCCAAACCCUUGUCCUAUUGGAAGAGAAAGCAUCGCCCUUCCCUCUUGCUGUGGUUUCCCCAGUGUGUCCCCCUUCAGAUGUCCCCCAGUGUCCCCGUUUGCCCCAGCACACUCCCCCGGUGUCGUGGUGUCCUCUCGGGGUCAGCACCAUGGCCAGCUCUGCUCUGGAACCAUGCAGAACCCAAUGGUAGAACAGGGAUCUUAGAGACAUGGAUUCCACCAUGGAUGGAUUCCACCAUGGAUGUUUCUUCUCAGACUGGAGCUUCUGUUUCCUUUCUCGAUAGCACAGAGAGGAUGCGUGGCGUUUCUCACCACUGACUUUCUCCAAACCCUUCUUUUGGAGCUAAGUGCUCCAGCAGGAAAGGUUUCCAGGUUCCUGCAGAGUUGUUUUUCGCUGUUGAGUGGGUCAGGGGUGGCUCUGCUUUAGGAAGAAGCAAUGGGAGGACCCUCAGGAGAAGAUGCUCUUCCACAGAAAUCUCCCAAAGCUUAGGGAAAUCUUGGGUCGAAUCGCACCUGCUUGGCUCUUUGUGUUGGUUUUCCCCUCUUUGUGGGUGAAGCCUUCCAGGAAUCCUUUGCCAGCCGCACCACCCCUGCAGGCUCCUUCUGUUGUGUCUUGUGGGAAAUGGCUCCUUUAGAAUUGGACCAGACUUGGCCAAAGUCAUGAACCCAACUGGAGCCCCGCCAUGGGGACACCAAGAGCCAUCCGCAGCCCCUGCAUCCCACUGAGAGCAGGCCAGAGCAUCCCACUGCUUGCCCCCCAUCCCCAUACCCUCUACACUAUUGCCUUGACCAGAUCCUGCCCAACCCCACUUCUCCCUAACACCCACAUGGCUUGUGAUACCAAAGACGUUCUCUAUGCAGGAGAAAGCCUUCUUUUCCACCCAGCACAGACCUUACAAGCCUUUGACAAUGUUCUCUGAAAUACCUCAAAAUAUUUAAUGUAUAGUUUAUGUGAUAAAAAAAAAAUUACUUAGCUAGUUUUUGGAAUUUGUGACUUGAAGCUUUAUACUGUUAAAUUAUAAUUUUGCAGAAGACGGCAUGUUCUUAUUUCUUUGACGCGUUCAAUGGGAGACAUAUUGAAUGUUAAGGAGAUGAAAGCUGGAUUGUUUCACGGUGAAAAAGAGAGAGAGAGAAAGAGAGAGAGAGAAAGAUUUAAAAAGGACCCUCGGAGUUUACAGAUUUCAUAUUUAAACAAGUCCUUUUAAAAAAAGAAAAGAAAAAAAAAGAAAAACGAAUAACGAUGACGAUACCUUUGCGUUCAGAUGUGUUACUUUUCUCUGAGUCAUGUCGUACGAGAGUAUUUAUUAUACGUGUUCUGUGUUCAAAUGUAAUUUAAAGAAGACAAAAAAAAAAGACAAAAAAAAAAAAAGACAAGAUGAGAAUUUGAUUUAUGCAUGAAAAAAAUAUACUCUUUCUUGAAGUAAUGUAAUAAUUAUUCGGGGAGGGAUGGUCGGGUGGGAGCGGGAGGGGACAAACUGUGCUUUUUUUGUCCAUGACUUCUGGGUUGAUUAAGAGUUUUCUGCAUGGAUCACCGUAUUUAUUUCCUUUUCUCAAUCACACAAUUAUGGGAGAGCCAUCCUUUACCCCCUCUGUUGGUUUGUUCGCUUCUUUUCUCCCUUUCCUUUCUCUGCACAUUGUAUUACCCCAAUGGGGGACGGUGUAGGGGCUGCAGGGGGUUGUGGGGGCACACGACCCCAUGCCCAGCAAACCGGGUAUGGGUGUCUGGGGCACGGGACCCCUGUGUGUGCCCACCCAUGCCAAACCAACCCCGCCAGGUCCCGCGCCUCUCAGGUUUGGGGAUUUUUUUGUGCUUUAUCCAGAUCUGUGUGUCAAAGCCCAAGUGUCUUCAUGCAGAAGAGAGACAGAGACAAUCAGCCACCGUCACCUGAGUUUGCAAAGCUCUGGGCUCCUCAUGUGCUCUGAGGUGAGGGAAAUGGCCCCAAUGCCCCAUCACCAUCCUCCUCCCCACACUGCGGCCAUUCUGGGCAAUGGAAGCUUGUCACGUUGAGGAUAGUGACACUGAACCGGGCUGCCCAAAGGUGUGGAUGUCCUAUUGCUGGAAGUGUUCAACAUUGGGCUGAACAAGGCUUUGAGCAACCUCACCUGGUGAAGGACAUCUUUGCCCAUGGCAGUCAGUGGGACUGGUGAUCUUCAAGUGUCUCUCCCAACCCAAACCAUUUUGUGAUUGUAUGAUGGCCCCGAGUUGCUCUCCCUUGGGGUGUCCUUGAAGACCUGCCUCCAUCCUUGCCUUUAUUUUAACAUGCUGAUUCUUGAGUCCUCUUCUGCCUCUUCAUUCUCCAUCCUUCACCUCUGUCACUAGAUGUGGCCCCAAAGCUCAAAUGACUGCAAGGAACAAGAUCUCAACUCCUUUGUGCUCCACCAACAUGGUCCCCAAAAGUGUAAUAGGGUUUAUACCUGCAUCUUCUUCAAUGCAGCAUCCUGCAGCCUUCAUCGUCUUCAUGGCUGUCCAUCCACACAACCCUCCUGGUUUCUUCUGGGGAAAUGCUGCUGUUUGGAGGUCCAUCGCAACGUUGUUGUUUGGAUGCCCAGACUUCACUUCCAACCACAAGAAGGUGUCACCAAGCUUAGACCCAGCCCACAGCCACCAGUCCUAGGAGCCUACAGAGCCCAACUGGUUCCCACCUCGGAACAAGAACCCAAUGAUUUGGGACAUCCCAGAGAAGCUGAGCACUGAGUGCAGUCCUUGUCCUUCACCCACCAGCACCCACUGAACCAAAGGGGCUUUGCCCUAUGCUGGAUCCAGCCUCGCCUGCUGCCCACACCUACCAAAAUGCCUUGAGGAGCAACUUGCAAAGAUACCAAAGAUUUUUUUUUUUCCCUGCAGGUAAUGACAAUCCGAGCUCUGUCCUAAAGACAAUUCUCUUGACCAGGGUUGCCCCAAAAGGGCAUUUUUGUGCUGUGGGGAGCAGGAACAGAACUGGAACCCAAUGGGGCACCUCAAAAAACAACCAGAGCAGCUCCCAUCUGGUAGGGGCCAUCAGGGAUCCCAGGGCUCCAUGCUGAUGAAGGAUGAGGAAGAGGAGGGUGUCUGGGACCUCCAGCCCUACCAAGUCCCGCAGUUCAGCCCGGUCAUUGUGCCCUAUUUCCAUUGUGGAAGUUUUCAGGGAUUUGGGUCAUCCCGUUACUUGUGAAGCCUCAGGUUGGUUCUCCAUUUCGGUCAAGAAAACAUUUGUAGUGGGGCAGCAAUAUCUCCAUCCCCACUAGGAGAGGAGGAGCAGAGGGCUCACGGAACCUCAAAGUCAAGCUUCAGGCAUUGACAUCCCAUGAUAACCCCGCCACGAGCUGAGCUUUCCCAGCUCUAAGGAGGUCUCCAAUGAUGGGAUACCAGCACUGGGCCCAGAGCUUGCACUUCCUGGUGCCAAGCCCAGGAGUAUCAAGACAAGAUCCUUCAUACAACACCUCUCUUCUGACCAGAGCCAGAACCCAGGGCUCAUCCAUGGGUCACUUCAAGGGGGCAGUGGGGACAUUUGCUCCUUUUCCCUCAUCUCAGAGCAGAAGAGGAGCUGCAGCCGGGGCUGGGGCUGUGCGUUAUGGAUGCUUCGGUUCCUUCUGUUUUAUUUCUUCGUUCAGGGUUUUUUAAAGAAAGGAAAUUAAAAACACAAAGACAAACAAACCCAUUUGUGUUAUUAUUUUUUUCUUUUCUUUUCUUUUCCUCCCUUCUCCCCCGUACAUUUCUAAAGGAGAACAAGAAGUCAGGCAGAAUUCACCCUGCCCAGGAGGAGCCCACAGCACUGGGUUUACCCACCCACCCCACUGCUCAUUUCUCUGCAUAGCAAUAGGCACCGCUCGCUCCCAUCCCACUGCUCUGGGGGCCACAUCCCUCCGUUGCUGAAUGCCUUUUUCCUUCUGACUAAAUUGGAUUUUUUUAUUAUUAUUAUUUUAUGAUUAUUAUUUUUCUUUCGCCGCUGCUUCAUUGUUAAUCUCAUGGGAUAGGUUUUACUCUACAGCGAAAUGCAAUUGUUACUCCUCUGUGUCUUGCAAUUAUAUUUGUUUAAGCUAUUUACAAAUGCUAAAAAAGAAAAAAGAAAAAAAAGAUAAUAAUUAAAAAAAAAAAGAAGAAAAAAAAAAGAGUCUUAUGUGUCAGGCACUUUAUCCAAACUGUGCUGUGUGCUCUGGAGUUUGUUCCUUGUUCUUUGCAAUGACUCACGCAGGGGAAAUUACCAGGAAACCGAACUCCAGCCUGUCAACAGGUUUUAAAAGAGAAAAAAAAAAAGAAAAUCUCUAUUUGUUCAUCCUCUACUGGUCAUGACUGUGUUGUAUUUCUGCAGCUUUCUGUUUCUUCAAUAAAUUAUUUUCUAGUCAUUCA